CCGCAGUCUCGCCUCGCUCCGGCGCUGGAGGUGGCGGUGCUCAGCCGAACAAUCUGGCUCGCGUCCCGGCGAAGAAGAAGGAGGAGUGACGCCCGCAGUGACGCAUCGGUUGCUACGGCUGCAGAUUAUGUUGCACACAUCCGGGGUGUCCGCGGCUCGCGCGCUCGCGUGUGUUAACGCACUUCUGUCCACAGGCGCGGAGUAAGGCGUGCGGCGAUGAGAGCGUCUCUCCAGUGAUCAUGGCCGAUGACAGCGAGUGGGUGCCGGAGAGCAUCGCGGGCUACCUGAGCAGCCCAGACUGGCUCAUCCCACUGGCGGACUUCAUGGAGAACAAAUGCUCAGUGUUUGAUGAUGAUGAUGAGAAUAAGCUGACGUACACGGAGAUCCAUCAGCAGUACAAGCAGCUGGUGGAGCGGCUGCUGGAGAACUACAUGCAGGAGGUGGGCAUCAGCGAGCAGCAGUUUCUGCACGCCUGCUCCUCUUUCAGCAAGACGAAGACUCUACAGGCUGUUUUCCAGCCAGUUCUGGCUACAGAUGAUUUUCAGAUGUUUCGCUCUCUGAUGGUCCAGAAGAACACGGAGCUUCAGCUGCAGGCUCUGCAUGUCAUCAAAGAGAGAAACGGAGGGCUGCCCGAGUGUCUGACAGACGGCGUGGACGUCGUGAGUGAACUCGAGCAGCAGGAAAUGAAGAUUCUUCAGGAGGUUCUCAGGAGGUCGAAGGAGGAGUAUGAUCUGGAGAUGGCACACAGGGUGCAGGAGAAGGAGGAGCAGGCCUCCACCUCCAGCAGUCUGUCUGAGACUCCUCCGUGUGAUUCUACCAACGGCACGACAGACGCUAAAGAACUGAAGUUAAAGGAGUCUGAGUCUGCAGCCGUCAGGAGUUCAGCUGCAACCACACCGUCAUGUAAAAGUAAAGCUCUCCCUGCAGUGAGGGCACCUGUCAAGGGUUCAGUGUCUGCCAACCACACGCCGAGCCCAGAGAGUCCGAGAGAUGAGGACACACAGAGAGACUCCAGAGCUCUCGCUGAUGAGGCGGCGUUACAGCAGCGCUCUGAGUAUCUGAAGCAGCAGAGAGACAAACUGCAGGCCCUGAGGAGAGAUCAGACCCAGAAGAGCCCGGCUGACGCUCCUCCUGCGGCCCCGGAGCCCAAACCCGCUGCACAGGAAAUCUCUGUUGAAGAGAAGAAGAAAUUGCAGAAAAGAAAACACCUGGCAGACAAGCUCAAAGAAGAAGUCAUCAAGAAAUGAAGCUGAAGUCAUCUCUGUGAUCGUAGAGCAGGAACAGACUGUAAAGCCGCGACGCUUCAGCAGAGUCUUACUGCGGCAAAACACAGAAAAGAAAGACAUGGAUGAAUACAAUUUUGUAUAUUGUUUAAUUUAUAUUUUUUUAUGUACCUGUAGGUCUGCCAAACAAAUAUUAGAAGGUGAUCACGCAUUACUUUAUAUAAACCCCAACAGCUGCAGCCCUGAGAGAUUGAUUGUCAUUCUGCC
Molecule: messenger RNA, 1490 nt
Organism: Onychostoma macrolepis
Lineage: Eukaryota; Metazoa; Chordata; Actinopteri; Cypriniformes; Cyprinidae
Gene: cfap36
Product: cilia and flagella associated protein 36
Exons: 10
Coding region: 240-1247 (335 amino acids)
Cellular component (GO): ciliary base; axoneme
Source: RefSeq, a predicted model, not a curated record